This is a messenger RNA of Sitophilus oryzae (rice weevil), 1104 nucleotides long. Its product is annotated as transmembrane protein 192. The transcript has 5 exons. Gene Ontology annotation, cellular component: late endosome; lysosomal membrane. The record is from RefSeq and is a predicted model, not a curated record. Bases 212 to 1030 code for a protein of 272 amino acids. NCBI's taxonomy places the organism in Eukaryota, Metazoa, Arthropoda, Insecta, Coleoptera, Curculionidae.
ACCAUGUCCUUAUAUUCUUUAGUCAUUGCUGCUUCGUCUUCUUAUUUCUUAUUCAAAGGUGAAUUGUGAAUUCGUUCUGUGGAUGUGUCUGUGGAUCUGUGGUGAUUUAAUUUUUGUUUAUUAAUAGGAUUUUGCGAUUUGGCGAUAAACUCACAGAUAAGUAAUUUAUAUUUAUAGUAAUGAUAAUACCUAUAGAAAAGUAUGAUUCAAUAUGGUAAGCUUAUCUAGAAGUGUAAACACAAAUUCAGGGGGUGCAACAUUUUUUAGUGAAUCGGUAAAUAUGGAAGAUCAACAACAACUUCAGCCCAUUUUGGAUUCGGUUGUUGGUUUUACACCUCUGAAAACUCACCAUCUAUUUAGUGCUCAUUUGUUGUUUACAUUAAUUUUAGAUAUCGUAGCUAUAGUUUAUGCUUUUAAGCAUCCCGAUGAAGGCAGCAAAUGUAAAGAAUACUUUAUUAUAAUUUAUUUUCACAUUGCUUACUGGUUUGUUACAUUGAUAAUGCAUUUUGUGACAAAAUGUCUUCAUAAUAAAAUUCGGUUAAAUGGAUAUUUCGAUUUUCACAAAUCAACACAAGUUCACUCGGGUGUACCACUUGUAGUUGUGAGCCUUUGGACUGUAGUACUUUUGCUAGUACAAACACUAAUGCAACAUUAUUACCCUGAUAAUUUUUUGGAAAGGUGCAUAAAGGGUGGUUCAUUUUCACCAAAGUUUAAUCUUUGUGCCAUAAUAACCUUGGAGUGUUUAGUCAUUGCUGGAGUCAAUUCUAGUUAUAUAGUAAAAGUUAUGAAGUUCAAUAGAGAAAAAGCACCACCAGAUGUUCAAAGGAGUGAUUGGUUAGCUUCAGCUAACCCAGAUACAUUCAGCCAAAAUGAAAUUGGCUAUCAAGAAAUGGGUGGAAGAGUAUAUGACUUCUUAGAGAAACAGGCUGAACUGAUAACAUUUUUAAAAGAACAGAAUGCAAGGUAUGCUGAAAAAGUUAUGGUAUUGACAGCACAACUUCAGCAUGCCAGUUCAGGAAGAAUUAAUUAGUUCAUUAGAUUGAAUUAUGUUUAAAAAUAAUUCUGUUUUGUUUUAUUUCUGAAUAAAUAUACAUUUUCAAAUAU